AUGUUGGAUGUGCACAAGCUGAAUAAACGGAGCGACUCGUUCUCGGAGAAUUUCUCUGUUUUCUUUCUCUGGCUGGGAAUCUGGUUACGGCUUGAGGACUUUCGCCCGUGGUACAUAUCUCCCAUUCAGCGUAACCAAUCGGAAGUAAUACGAUUCGACUGGGAGUUUUCAACCGCCCUACGACUCGUCGGUACGAACCAAUUCACCGUACUUACAAUACGAUUGCCAAGAAUUAUAGCUGGUAUGGAGAGGAAAUCAAGGGCUAUCUUGAAAACGGUAGGGUACCGUGAACGACCAAUCUGGAGCCAGGGCUUCCAACGGGCCGUACUACGGACCUACGUACGAACGUACCGAGUUCGUGAGCCGUACCGUACGAUUAAUGAUGCCCUAGGUACGGUACGUAGUACGAAUGUCUCAAAAAUGCCUAUUACAGACCAUUUUCUAUUCCAGAGUUAUCUAUCCACGCCUCUUGCCGCCUUACAGGCCGCAUCUAUCUUAGCUGUUUCGACUAGAUUACGAUACGUACACCUACCUCUCCUCCUCCCUGUCGUACGAACGUACACAAAAUCUCACCCGUACAGGCCUCAAAAUCGCCCAAUCGUACAGUACUACGCCUCGUUGGAAGCCCUGUCUGGAGCCACCAACCUAGUGGUCUAUACAAGUCGUAAUACGAUAUACUUUUCAGGCUUAAGUACGAUUCGAUACGACUCAAAGACCCACUACGACUCUACGAUGCACGUGAUCGUAACGUAUCGUAUUCUACGAAUCGUAGUCCUUCCUGUUGGUCACGCUGCUCCCAUUAACGCUCCCUGGAAUGCAGGUUGUAUUUUCAAGGGGGAUACCACGUCCACAAUGCUGGUAUACACAUCGGCGCAUGUCGAGGACGUCGAAAACACUAGUGUGAGUGGGAUACAGGAGCUGGCUCUCUUAUCAUUCUACAAUAUACUUCCCUAUAGGCCAAGGGUCAUAACCGUUUCAGCACGAUUUGGGAUUGCGUUCUUUGAAGGAAUAGUAUUGUGUCUACCUCGUAGGUUUCCUUCCGCCCUAGAGAAAAUUAGGCUUAGUGGAAGCGGAAAGGUAUUUGAAAUUCAAGUGGAUAUGAACUUGGAAGGGGAUAUCACAAUUCCAUAUCCCAGGUCAUCUUUGGCAUGGAAUAGACAGUACACCGUCAAUUGCCUCCUUCUGAGCUUCGCAGUGAAAAUAUUCGCCCGCUCUCUGGUCAUUGCCGAGCACCUUAACAAGUUUAAUGAUGAGACUGGAGCUAAGAGCCCAACAUUGAGUGGGGAUAGGCUAGAUGCCCCGCAGAGGAGGGCCAAAAGGCCACGAUAUUAUCAAUUAAGUCUUGUAAUCAUGCUGAUAGGAAAUCGCCCUAUGGCUCUAGUGGGAUUUCAAACGAACCGUUUCUAUUUGGAACCGUUGAGUUGGACCUUCAGCCUCUCCUGCAAGCUGCCCCUCUUCACCUGCAUGAUGCGUACAACUGCCCCUGCAUCUCCCGCGUUCCCGAUCGGCUUUGACUUUUCGAUAAGUGACAUCAAGGUCAACGUCAAGAACCCACAACCACUACCAAAAAAACCAGAGCGGGAGCCUCCAGACAACGCCGAGUCAAAGCCGGAUGCGACUAGAUAUUUACAGCCAACAGCCGAGGACUACCCUAAUGACGACGACGAAAUCCCAAGAAAGUUCUCCUGUACAACUGAAAUCCGAAGAAAGGAUAGCCCUAGAGUGGAAAAUUCAAUCGGCUCCAUAAUACUUAAGAGUGCUUUCGACACUGAAGGGCGACAACUAGUCGGAUUUUCAGAUGAUUCAAUCAAGAAAGCGAUGAUGAAACCCUUGGAGGUCCCCGGCCAAAUUUCACGAAGGCAAUCUAUUCGAAUCGGAACCAAGAGCCCCACCAACCUCACCUCUAUCAGUCUACCUUUCAGCCAACGGCGCUCAAAUCAACCAGCAGAUCACUACCAGGUCAGGAAAGACAUCAUCGAAAGAGCCUUCGAAGCCCCCAACACCUAUGUACGGGGUAUACCAACUAGAACUGGCUCAGAAGUUUGCCCGACAAAAGCCACAGCACACGUAGAUUCCGCCUUCAUUUGGGCUUCGGUGGAUUCAGGAGGUGAGACUUGCUUGCUGCUAGGGAAGGGCGGCUCACAGGGUUCGACGCCGAAGCCAGGUGCCUCGAACCUUGAAAGGACACCAACCUGGGAGGCUCCGCGCAGAAGGGUUGACAGCAGUCUCUCAUCCUUUGCCGGCGAUUCCCACAAUCACAACAUCGUUCCAACCGACAGCACAUUAUCCUACUCCUCCUCCAAGUUCAAUGCCUUUCGAUUAUAUGCCCGAUUCUUGGCUUUCAUUCACCUCAAUUUGAAGCACUCACAUCAAAUAUUGGGUAUUAUGACUGCGGUGGGAACAGUACAGUGUCCUUGUCCUAUCGGCAACGUACUUUAA
Lindgomyces ingoldianus is the source of this 2439-nucleotide messenger RNA. RefSeq lists its product as uncharacterized. The coding region runs from base 1 to 2439 and encodes 812 amino acids. NCBI's taxonomy places the organism in Eukaryota, Fungi, Ascomycota, Dothideomycetes, Pleosporales, Lindgomycetaceae. The record is from RefSeq and is a predicted model, not a curated record. The transcript is spliced from 24 exons.